UUUACAGCAAUUGUGAUAUUCAAUAUCAAACUAAAACAACAGCUAAUUAGUGCAAAGAUGGUUCGUUACAGCGCUAAUUUAGCCGUUUUGUUGAUGGCUACUGUUAUGGCAGUGCAUGCAGAAACUGGUUUUUAUGUGCCUAAAGCUUACUACACUCUCACCGAGAAUGGUCACAAAUCGCCGCUUAUUUACGUUGAGGGUAUUCCGCAGCAAUUUGUGCAACGAGUGAGAAGAUCUGCACAAGGAAUUCCAACAGUGCCCAAUUUUGGUUUUCCGGUAAACUUUCCAGCUUUUCAGUUCCCAAAUCCAUCGCAAGGUGGUAAUUUCCAAUCAGUAUCUAUCACCAGUGGAAGUCCUGGUGGUUUAAACAACCGUUUUGACGAAAACGGUCAGUCCGCUCCCGCUGCUACCAUCAACACAUUUUCUUCCCAAAACGGCCAUGUUACUCACACGACUCAUCACAUUGAUAAAGAUGGAAAGGUAACAACACAAAACAACAGACCACAGAACACCAACAACAACAAACCGCCACAGAAAAAAAACUAGAUUAAUGAAUUCGAGCGGUAGCUUCUGAAGGCAGAGUAAAGGUUUUUCGUAAACCGUACAAAAAAUAUAAAAUAAAAACGAAAAACAUCCAGAACAAAGUAUCACGAACCACCGCACCAGAUCUAGAUGGCAACACAAUUGUUUGCAUAAUUUUUAGUUAUUACGUGUUUCUGAGUGUAUUAUGUAUUCCCACCUGAAGAGUGUGGUCCUAAUAAAGAUAAUUAGUAAGUAAUGUUUCAAAUAAG
Molecule: messenger RNA, 791 nt
Organism: Anopheles coustani
Lineage: Eukaryota; Metazoa; Arthropoda; Insecta; Diptera; Culicidae
Exons: 5
Coding region: 58-546 (162 amino acids)
Source: RefSeq, a predicted model, not a curated record